This is a messenger RNA of Xenia sp. Carnegie-2017, 932 nucleotides long. RefSeq lists its product as uncharacterized. The record is from RefSeq and is a predicted model, not a curated record. The transcript is spliced from 2 exons. The coding region runs from base 79 to 621 and encodes 180 amino acids. NCBI's taxonomy places the organism in Eukaryota, Metazoa, Cnidaria, Anthozoa, Malacalcyonacea, Xeniidae.
ACAGCAAAAUUAUUAGUUUUGCUAUUUUACAUCAAACUUUAGCAACAAAACGCAUAGGGGGAGUUGACUACCAUCGAAAUGGCCUGUUUUGAAGAGGGAAAAUAUUUCAUUGAAAAUGUUUCUACAAAGCGAUAUCUGUUCUCAACGGGAGAUAAAAUUAAAUGCAACCGAGGAGACGAAGGUGGCUGGUUGUCAAGUCCAAAUUGUGUCGGUGCCGAUGCAAACUACUACAAUAGAGCCUACUGGAAGUUUGUUCCUCAAGGUGAUGGAAAGUAUUUCAUUGAAAACUUAGAAACCGAGCGCUAUCUGUUUCAAACUGGUGACAAAAUUAAGGGCGAUCGAGGUGCAGAAGGUGGUUGGCUGUGUAACUCUGGGUUUGAAGCUCCCAGUUGUGUCGGUGCUGACGCGAACUACUACAAUCGAGCUUACUGGAAACUUGAACCGCAAGGAGAGGAUAGGUAUUUCAUCGUCAAUGUGGAAACACAGCGUUAUUUGUUCCAGGAUGGCUCUGAAAUUAAAGGAAACCGAGGAGACGAAGGCGGUUGGCUUGAAGCACCGAAAUGUGUUGGCGCUGAUGCAAAUUACUAUAACCAUGCUUAUUGGAAAAUACUCAAACAGUAAUAUCCGACUUUGAAUGUGAAAGGCAAACAGAGAAAUUGAGCAUUUUUAAUUUAGUUUUUAUUGUUGUACUAUGUAAUUCAUUCUCAUUUCUUCUUUCGUUAUUUGUCUAGCUUUGACGACAAAUAAAAGAAUGUUUUUGUUUUAAAUAUUCCCUAGCAUUGCUUAAUUUAUUUGUUUUAAUAUUACUAAUUUCUUUUUGUUAACUAAUGCUGAACAUGAUAUCAAAAACACAUACUGAAAUACAUAUAUGUUAUUUACCAGCUGCAAACAUUGCUUCGUCUGAAUAAUAAAAUGCACUCUUGCUAUGACAA